AUGUUUACUCCUUUAAACAAAGAGACUAGUAAAAAAAGACUAAAAUCUAUUGUUAAGGAACGUAGAGCACUUAAAGAAACUUAUUAUAAUUUCUUACUUGAUAUUAAAAAAUUGGAUAAUAUUUUUUCUGUAAAAAUAGAUUAUGAAGAAAAUUACGAGUUACUAAGUCAAAUAAAAGAAUAUGCUUUAUAUAACUGCCUGUUAAAGAAUAUAGAUAUUGAUAUUAAAAAGUAUGAUAUUUUUAGAUACAAAAAAGUUCUAUUUUUUUAUAUUAAAAAGACGAUAGAAAAUAAAGAGUUUAUCAAAGCAAAGAAGUUAUUAAAUAUUUGUAAAGAGAGAGGAUAUGAAAAUAAUGAAUAUUUUGAUCUUUUGUACAAAUUAAAAAAGUUUUAUUAA
Molecule: messenger RNA, 396 nt
Organism: Vairimorpha ceranae
Lineage: Eukaryota; Fungi; Microsporidia; Nosematidae
Exons: 1
Coding region: 1-396 (131 amino acids)
Source: RefSeq, a predicted model, not a curated record